GAUCUGCUUCUGCUGCAAGCAUAGAGGAAUGGAUCAUCAUUGAUUCAAUUCAAAAUUGAAAGCAGUUCCACUGGGCGAAUCGCAAUGAUCCGAAGUACACGACCACGCAGGGCAAAAGAUCAAUAUUUUAGUGACGAGUUCACAACUGUUGUGAAUGUCAAAGCGAAAGGCAAAGUUACAUGCGAUGUAUCUUCAGGCAAGAACGGACGACGGCGACGUUUUUUGUGUGGGUGUUAACAAGCAUUAGUUCUUCUCCAAGCUAUAUACUGUUAUUGCGGUAUAAUUGCCAACCUCAUCUCUUUCAUCAAGCUGAAUAUUUAAGAAUAUACUCGUUCAAGGAGUACGAUCAAAAUGGGCCUCUAUUCCAGCGACAGCGACAGUUCCUCCACAGGUUCUGACAGAAAACAAGCACCUAGCUCCGGAACAGCUAGGGGCAGAUCCAUCAUGGAAAAGCUAGCGGCUGCGAGAAUGGCAAGCCGCGUAGAAGAUCCUGGCAAUACCGCCGCGGGAAUGGAUGAAUCCUCGGACGACGAUGCAGAACGAUCAAACCCACGAAGAUCCGGAUCGAAACCACCGGCGUUGGUUGCGGCCACAAGCAGAAGGUCCACCACCUCUUCCGAAAUCUUGGAAGGCGUUGUCGAAAGCGAGCAAAAUAACGCGGACGUAGGUGCACCAGGGGCAAAGAAGAAGAAAAAGAAGAACGCGCCGAUCGAGAUCACCUCGAACAAGCGACAAGCGAAAGUGGCAAGCGUGAUGAAAGGUGGUGCAGAAAAGGCUGGAAAUACGACAAGCCUUUGCUCCAAGCGGCCAAAAGCGAUGGACCCGCGUUUUCUGGACCACUGCGGGACGCUGAACAUGCAGCACGUGAGUCGCAACUACUCGUUUCUGGAGGAGAGGAGACAGGAGGAGAUGCAGGAACUGAAACAAGAGAUCAGCAACUGCAGUGGAAAAAGAACUAAAGGAGCAAAAACUUUCUCCAAAAAAGCACAGAAGAUGUUCACGAGUGAGAGGCAACUAGAGCAGAAAAGGAAGCAGCUGCAGCAAUUCCAAAACGACGAGAAGAAGCGGCAAGAUUUGACGGAAUUCGAGCAGAAGAAACGGGAAUUGAAGCAAAAAGAAAAGGAGAAAAUUAUGUCUGGGAAAAACACUGCGAAGCCGUACUUCCACAGCGACAAGUCCGUCCGGAAACAGAUCCGGCAACAGAAAUUGGAUAAACUCGGGGAGAAGGAGAGAGAGCGGCGGAAUGCGAAGGUUGAAAAGAGAAAAGCAGCGGCUUCUAAGAAGGUCUUGGCUGAGAAAGAGGUGCGGAAAGAAAGGAGGAAGCUAUAAUAAGAGGGAGGGUUCUAGAUUUCGUAGUGCCAGGAGCUGCUUUCUUGCCGAGCAUGAACACGAACAAACGAAAAGCUGUUUUUGUUUUAGUUUACUUCAAAUGCAAAAAAGAUGUAUCUCUAUUUACUUAUUUUCCCUGUUGCUACAAAUACAAAAGCAAAACAACCUCCUCUAUUCUUGAUUGCAC
Messenger RNA from Amoebophrya sp. A120, 1516 nucleotides. NCBI's taxonomy places the organism in Eukaryota, Dinophyceae, Syndiniales, Amoebophryaceae. The record is from the annotation of a GenBank genome assembly.